Molecule: messenger RNA, 1563 nt
Organism: Pelagomonas calceolata
Lineage: Eukaryota; Pelagophyceae; Pelagomonadales; Pelagomonadaceae
Source: the annotation of a GenBank genome assembly
GUUACAUGCCGCUAGCUGAUUAUAUUGGCACGCGCAAGAAGCGUGCGCAGGAUCUUGGCCCGCUCGCGGUAUUGCUACGAGCGAACGCGGUCGCUGCUGUAGUUUUCCACGAGCUGGCAUCUCUGCAAAUUUCAGCAAACUCUUAGCCGUUUUCUCUGAGUUGGAGCCAAGGCGCCCACCAGGAGCCACUGGAACGCGGCGCGACAAGCUCGGCAAAGAAGCGCAGCACCAUGCGGGCCCUCCUCGUCGCCUUCCUCGCCGUAACGCAAGCCUACAUCGCCCCGCGGCCGACGAGCCGGCCCGUGCCGCGGCCGGCGUCCCCGAUUACAGAUCAAGAAACCAGCAUCGACGUCGACUGGCGCAGCUUCCGCGCCAAGCUGGAAGCCACGGGCCUCGAUUCCAAAGCGCGCGAGCAGUGGGCCGACGACGCCUGGGCCCACGCGUUACCGAGACCCGAGGCCGGCGGCUUGCUGCUCGCGCUGCCCUUCUCGGCGACGCUCUGCCAUGCGAAAUCGCCGUGGUUCCGGGACGUGCGACGCUUCGCGUCCAAGAAACGCUUCGCCGCGGCGCGCGCAUUAGGCGUGCCUAUGAAAAAAAGAAACUACGCGGACGGCGACCGCCGGCACCGGACUCUCGCAAGGCAAUUUGCUACGAUAGAAUUAAGAAGAGUGGCCGAGACGCCGGUGCAUGCUCGAACAUUAAAAGAUCGCAAAUUCCUGAACAUGAGAGAUGAGGCGAUCAGAAGAGCGAGGGACGUCGUAUUGGUCCUCGAUGAUGAGGGCGCGUGUAUACGACUGGGCAGGCAGGACCGCGGCGCGCCCUGGGGGAGUCGGAGAAGAAGCGCGGCUUUGUUUGCGGCAUUGGAGUGAGACGCGGAGCGGAAAUCACAUGCCGGGCGCCCCACGCCAUCGACCCGAUGAUGAUCCCAUUCCUUCGGCUGCUCGACGGCGUGGAGGUUUCACGCCAUCGACGCGACGCUGGUCGAUGGCGUGGAGUCUCACGAUCGACCCACACAGGUUCGACGGCGUCUUCCCGGACUUCCACGACUUCCAGGCCGCGUUCGGCGACGAGGUCACGGUCUAUACGGGAUCGAGGGAGGUGGAGGACUGGGAGGGCGUGGCCUGGUCCGGAGAGGCGCUCAUGCUGCAUACGCGGGACCUCGAAGGGAGCACGGAACUCGCGCCGGGCUGCGGCAUCUAUCGAGGCGGCGCCGCGCACGCCGCGAGAUUAGUAUGCAACGGCGAGGCCGAUGCGGCGGAGUUCGCCUUUUUUGUGGGGCGCUACGAGUUCGCACCGGGCGAAUUACGAACCGCGGUCGACUGUGGAUUGUAUCAACCCGCGGCCUGCUCGUCGGCCCAGGUCCUCGGGAACGAAAGAGACGCGUCGCUCUGGCACUCGCUGAUGCGGAAGCUCGGCGGGUCUAGCGCGGACAUUGAAAUGCUCGCGCCCAAAUUACCGGUCUGUUCCAGUGAUACGGUCGACGGGCCCGACGAGUGCCUGUUCGGCGACACCUAGCUAGGACCUCUCCAAGACCCCCCUCCUGUAAUAACCUGUUUUCUGAAA